Molecule: messenger RNA, 777 nt
Organism: Darwinula stevensoni
Lineage: Eukaryota; Metazoa; Arthropoda; Ostracoda; Podocopida; Darwinulidae
Source: the annotation of a GenBank genome assembly
AUGCCAAUACAAAGGAAACUGCAAUUUAGAGCUACAACUGAGGGAGUGCAGGUUGUCAGCAGGCGAGGGCAACAUCAUCAUGCUCCAGAACCUGGAAAAUUACAAGCCCGCAAGGUGAUCGCAAACAUCGUGAAUGAUGCCAAGAGCACGCAGCAGAAGACAGGACAGAUUCUACAGGCGAAUUUGAUGGGACUGAAUACCGAGGCCCAAGAAGCCCUUCCAGAUGCAAAUUUACUCGCACGACAGGUGCGACAUCAUCGGGAGGAGAACGUGCCCAACAAGAGCUCAGAUUGUGAUUCCGACUGCGUACGAAAACCAUCUCUGCAGCGCCACAACGCUUCUUAUUGUGGGACAGCCAAGAUGCCGACCGGAUACUCAUGUUUUCAACGACUGAGAACUUGCGGCUCUUAUCUGCAUGCCAAGAUUGAUGAGCGACUGUACACCAGGAUGCUGGAGCACCUUCAUUUUCAGCAUGGAAUUGCUGCACCCCAGAGUGUUACAACUGAUUUUGAGAAGGCUGCUCAGAAUGCCCUGGAGCGCGUGUUUCCAGAUAAUUAUAUCGGAAGGGUGAUGAGAGGGAACCGUCGGAUACCACCUCUGUUCGAACCAGGUCUCUGGAACAACUACAAUCGUGUCCUGCAGGACCUUCCACGUACAACAAAUGCCGUGGAAGGCUUCCAUUCCAGUUUCCUAAAAGACUGUGACGGACUACACCUGAAUUUCUUCACCUACCGAGACAGACAAUUCCGAAGAGACACAGCCUGUGGUAGCGGAUGA